Danaus chrysippus (African queen) is the source of this 834-nucleotide messenger RNA. NCBI's taxonomy places the organism in Eukaryota, Metazoa, Arthropoda, Insecta, Lepidoptera, Nymphalidae. The record is from the annotation of a GenBank genome assembly.
AUGUCUUCGCCUACACAUUCCAACGAUGCUCAAGACAUAAGUUUUACAUCACUUACCGAUGGAUCACCCGUAAAUUGCGUGACAACUAGAAGAACUCGUGUUGACACGGAAGGUGGUCUUAAUCCAUUGUUAAAGGAACUACGUGAGUUCAAGGAGUCAAUGGUUAACAAAAUGGACAAAUGGUUCGCCAGACAGGAAAAUAUGAUAUCCAAGGUUGUAAAGGAAUUCAACGAAGUUAAGCAAACAAUGAAUCAAAUGUCAAAUUAUUUUGACGAACUAAACAACAAGACCACGGAAUGUCUCAACCGUCUAGCUGAAACAGAAAAGAAGGUAAAAAGUCUAGAAGAACACACUAAAACAAUAACUCAAUUGGAAGCGAAAAUUGAAUCAAUGGAGCAACAUUCACGUCAGUGCAAUGUAGAAAUUCAGAACGUACCUGAGAGACGUAACGAAAAUCUAAUAAAAAUAGUUGAACACAUCGGAACGUCUAUUAAGCAAAGCAUAAGUCCGAAUGAUAUAGUAUCUGUACACCGAGUGCCUCAUGCCGAUACAAAGAGCACACAUCCUAAAAGUAUUGUCGUAAAAUUAUGUUCCCGGAUUCUGCGUGACAAUAUACUGUCUGCUGCUCGAAUGAAGAAAGGUUUAUACACAGAUGACUUGCAUAUUAAUGGUAGGGAGGAGGGCGGCGGCGUGUUAGUGGCCGUGCGCCGCGAGCUGCGGCCCGUGCGCCGCGCGCUGCCGGGGCCCGUGCCUCCUAUUGUCGAUUGCGUCUCUGUUGAGGUACCGAGCGCGUCCCGAGAUCAGAACGUGUCGUCAUAUCUAAUACUACCGUAG